GUAGAGGGUUGCUAGCUAACGAGUCAAUAGUUAGUCGAGGGGUUGUCAAGAGGAUGCCUGUAGGGUUGGUUGUUCUGCGGAGGCUCAGUUGGUUUCCUCUGUGGUUGUUUCAUCGACUUUGAUGCACGGCCUCAUACGGCGCAUGCAACGGCGUGUACAGAAAGGUGUACGGAGUAGUGCCGUGAGUCGUCAUCGUUACCAAGGCAUGUAAUCUGUGACCCUGUCGCCGCCCUGCAUUCUACGCGUUCAUCUGAACCUAGGGAAAUUUCGGCUCAGCGCCAGGGAAAUACGGUUGCUCUGCGCCAGUCAUUCUGCUGCUACGCCGCCAUUCUGACCUCCGCCGUUGUCCCGACGUUUCUCUUGCAGGAUUGGCGCCGUUAAGCCUAACCGGUGUCGGCCAGAUUGUUAGAUCGCCUCGCCGCUUCAAGAACACGGGGUGGGGGGUAAAACCCAAAGGCUUCGUACCAGCGUGUGUGUCCAGAUUUCGCAACGGGCACUGCGACGACUCGACGAUCAGGAAGCGCAGUGGUAUGUCUUGCCGCUCCUGCUGAGACACGGGGUGAAGUGAUCGCAGCGGCCGUGGUGUGUGUGCGUGAGGGAUGAAAACGCAAGAAGGCAGGGAAUCUCCCGGCAGAAGCAGCAAGCGGUCCAUGGCGCGCUACGACGACAGCCCUCGAGGCAAUCACGAUCGGCGGGACCGACGGUCCAACAAGUCGCCGCCGGAGCAUCGGCGCCGGGGCCGCGACACGUCGGCCGACCGGCUGCCGCCGUACGAAGACUACCGUGGUGGCCGCGGUUUCCAGUACAGGGCACUGCUGGCCACCAACCUCAACAACAAGUGCAGCGACGCGCAGAUGCGCGACAACCUGCUGGAAUUAUUCCGGCGCUACGGCGAUAUCCUGGUCAAGCUGUGUCACGAGGGCUCCGAGCGCGUCGCCUAUAUCUACUUCCAGUCGUACGAGGAUGCCAAGUCUGCGCUGCACACCAAGCAGCGUGCCACGUGCGCCGAACGGCCCAUCCAACUGGAGCCCCUCCCGCGGAACCGGCAGCGCAGCCAGAGCCCGCCGCCCGACUACCACCACCACCACCACCCGUCGCCGCCCGUGGGGCCGCGCCGCGGGGUGCGGCUCGAGCACCACCACCGGCUGCAGCCGCCGCCACCGCCGCCGCCGCCGCUGCCGCCUCCGCCUGUACAGCCCCCGCUGGACAUGCGGCCUAUCGAGCGGCCCAUCGAGCGGCCCUUCCCACCUCGCUUCCGUCGCGACGAGACCAAGAAGGAGAAGUUCCCGAACUACCUGCACCACGUGCCCCCGGAGGACGACGACAAGGCAACGCGCACCCUGUUUGUGGGCAACCUCGAAGUGCCCAUCACGGAGCCCGACCUGCGCCGCAUCUUCGCGCGCUACGGCGUGGUCGAGGACAUCGACAUCAAGCGCCCGCCGCCGGGACAGGGCAACGCGUACGCCUUCAUCAAGUUCGUUAACCUGGACAUGGCGCACCGCGCCAAAGUGGAGAUGUCAGGCCAGUAUAUCGGCAAGUUCCAGUGCAAAAUCGGCUACGGUAAAGCCACACCGUCGACGCGCAUUUGGGUGGGUGGCCUGGGUUCUUGGACCUCCAUGUCGCUGCUCGAGCGAGAGUUUGAUCGAUUCGGCCUCAUCCGUAAGAUUGAGUACGUGAAGGGCGACUCGCACGCCUACAUUCAGUUUGACAGCAUCGACGCUGCAACGUCUGCCUGUCAGCAGAUGCGUGGCGCACCCCUGGGAGGACACGACAAGAGGCUGCGGGUGGACUUCGCUCACCCCGACCCCACUGCGUAUGCGGCCUACCCCGGUGCCGCGGAGCCUUUCCGGGCGCCGGCAGAUUAUGCAGACCCCAGCUGGCCAGGCAGAUACGACGACCGGCGCUGGGAAGCAUCCUACGUGUCCGUGCCCCCGCCUCCGGGCAGCUGGCGGCCCCGCAGCCCGCCGAGCCCCUCUGCAUCGGCAAAGCGCGAGAAUGGCGCAGCCCAGAGUGCCACAACCUUGCAGGAACUGGCAUGUGGGCGCACAGUAUGGCAGGGGCUGCUGGUGCUCAAGAGCAAUGCUUUUCCUGCACGCAUGGUCCUUUGCACUCCAGAGCCAACCAUAACCAUGCUGGGCAGCGACCAGACGCUCCGGAUUACCCAACGGCUGCGACUAGAUGCUGGCAAGCUGGCGGAAGUGGAGCGGCGGUUAGCGCAAGGUCUGUGUUCCAUCCUGGUGGCUCUGGGUCGUGACAGUGGAAGCCAAGAAGCCAGUCAGCCGGUGCUCCAGAACCUGGUUAGCUACCUGAAGCAGAAGAACGCAGCAGGCGUCAUAACUGUGCCCAAGGGCAUCGUGUACGCCUUUCCACCGUGUGACUUUGCCCUCAAGGUGUUGCACACUGCUUGCCCAAACAUAAAGCUCUUGGACGAGGACCACAUCUUGGUGGUUGCCGCACCAAACCCCGACAAGUAGGGCCUCCCUCCCCCCCUCCCCCCCUCAGUCACCCAUUCUUUUCUCUGCUGAAUAUAUAAAAUAAACGCUCCCAUUUGUGGUGGAAGUGUGUUCUCUGUGCACUUGGCCCUGCUGGCUCUUGAGUGUGCGGUGCCCAUUCCGCCACCGCUGAAGAUGCCAUUCAACACUUCUGUGGCACAGGUUAUUUCUUCAACGGGGCUUUGCAUGCAGUGAGCCUGUGUUGUGUGAAAGUGAUGAAGCACGUAAGUAGCUCCAAUAAGUGUGCGUGACACGGUGCUGGUGGUGAUGGUGGCUUUUUUUUUUACUUUAUUUACAAGGACAGUGUCACCGACUUGAUGCGAGCACUUGCUGCAAGUCUUCAGGAAGUCCAGAGACAAUGGCUUGUACAUGUUGCCGCAGCUUGGCCAUGGUUUGUGGCGUUACAGGCAGGCUGCCCUUCUCGCCAGACACCUGCGGCAAAUGCAUGUUUGUGUCAGUUUUUGCAUGAUGCGUGCAUGUAAUGACAAAAAUCAACGCUUUUUGUGGGCUUUAGACUACAGUACAGCAUGCCAAGUGUGAGCAAGAAAAUUGGAAGACCCCUUUAAGUGCACAACGCCUUUUGGUUGCCUACGAUGUUUCAUUUAUUUGGACAGCUCAUUCGUUACAUUGCAGUUUGUAUACAUUUUGGACUUUGACCUUUAUUGAAGUCCUUGCUAUUUUCUUCCCCCAUCUUGCUGAUGUUCUCAAUAUUUUAGUAUGCUCAUUGCAUAUCUUGCAUGUAUAGUGCAGUUUCCUAUUGCAAAGUUGCCCAGUUGAAUUCUUACUUUCACAUUUGACCAACAAGUUCAUCGUUCAGGGUUCACCAUGAACUGAAACCUCUGUACGUACACGUUUGGCCUACAGUGCCACCAAGUAUUGUCAGCAGACCACUUAGGUCUUGCACUGUUAUUCACCGUUACUGCUAGGUCUUCCAACAUGCCCAGGACUACCAAGUGCUUUCCAUGAAUAGCGAGAUAAUUUGGCAUCACAAGUUGGCACUAAAGCUUAACCAGAAUCUGGAACUGGUUGCUGCAAGAGAGCACUUCUGUCACUGGAUGUUCAGCUUAAGGCUAGUCUUAAAAGAAUUUGCUUUGCUAUAACAAGCUUUUGAGGCUUUAGCACGGGGGCUGCUAUCUGUAUACAUUGGCAAAAUCAUUUUUCGGGGCAAUUACUGCAUUGAUUUUGAUAAAGUUUGUAACAUUUAAAAGAAAAAGUUACGAUAUUGUGACUAGCAAGUCUUUAUUUCGGGCAUGAACCUUCGAGAAAAAAAUUUUAAACUCUGCUGUUCAGUUUACAAUUCUAGCUAAGCAAUGAAAAAUUAUAUUACGGUUCUGUAAGCUCCAUCUACUUGUACACCUAAAGAAGACAAAAUGAUUAUAUACUGCUCUGAAGUGUACCACUUAUCAAGUAGGACUUUUGCAGAACCCUUGUAAACAUUGUAACAAUUUUGUACAACCCGUAAAUUUAUAUAUCAAGUUUGUCCCCUUUAGGUGAUCUAACGGAUGCAGCUUAUGGCGCUGCAAAGCUGUUUUUGGUGCAGUUGCGGAUUUGCAAACAUUGUGCUUCAAUUCCAGACCCGAAAUCAAAACUCUGCUUCCUAAAGUCGCUGGAAUUUAAACUUUUCUCUGAAAUGCUACAAACUUCAUACAAAUCUAUCUAGUGGUUUUGUGCAUUUUACAUGUAUUUGAAUAGGAAAACUGGAAUUGGCCCCAAGCUAAAGAUUCUUCUUAACCUGAACCUGGAAUGUGUUUAAGGGCAUUGUUUUUUAUUAAAAGGGCCAUGACAUCAAA
Molecule: messenger RNA, 4282 nt
Organism: Dermacentor albipictus
Lineage: Eukaryota; Metazoa; Arthropoda; Arachnida; Ixodida; Ixodidae
Gene: nito
Product: RNA-binding protein spenito
Biological process (GO): regulation of alternative mRNA splicing, via spliceosome
Cellular component (GO): nucleus
Molecular function (GO): mRNA binding
Source: RefSeq, a predicted model, not a curated record